Durio zibethinus is the source of this 838-nucleotide messenger RNA. Its product is annotated as nucleoside diphosphate kinase B-like. Lineage: Eukaryota; Viridiplantae; Streptophyta; Magnoliopsida; Malvales; Malvaceae. Gene Ontology annotation, biological process: GTP biosynthetic process; UTP biosynthetic process; CTP biosynthetic process. The record is from RefSeq and is a predicted model, not a curated record. Gene Ontology annotation, molecular function: nucleoside diphosphate kinase activity.
AUUUCCCGAAGUUCGUGUUUGAGUAAGAAAGAACCUGCCAAAGUGCUAGUCCCUUUUUUUUCAACUGCUGAAAAAUCAAGUCAAGCAGUCUAGGGUUUUCCGUCACUGAAAAUGGAGCAAACUUUCAUUAUGAUCAAACCUGAUGGUGUUCAAAGAGGCCUGGUUGGUGAGAUCAUUAGCAGGUUUGAGAAAAAAGGUUUUUUCUUGAAAGGAAUGAAACUUGUGAUUGUCGAUCGUGCUUUUGCUGAGAAGCAUUAUGCGGAUUUAUCUGCAAAGCCUUUCUUCGAUGGCCUAGUUGAGUAUAUCACCUCUGGUCCAGUAGUUGCAAUGAUAUGGGAAGGAAAGAAUGUUGUUACAACUGGUCGCAAAAUUAUUGGAGCCACUAAUCCAUCAGAGUCGGCUCCUGGAACCAUCCGUGGGGAUUUUGCUGUUGAAAUUGGGAGGAAUGUCAUUCAUGGAAGUGAUUCAGUUGAGAGUGCUAGGAAAGAGAUAGCAUUGUGGUUCCCAGAUGGUGCUGAAAACUGGGAGAGCAGCCUUCACCCAUGGAUCUAUGAGUAAGAUAGUUCCAUAGUUGAAUGGCACCUGAUAGCUAUGUUGUCCGAUAAGUGCUGUUUUAUUAAAACUCCUCUUGGCCUAGAUCAUACUUAUCUUGCCUAUUGCAUAUCAUGUCAAUGUGAAGGAACAUUGAGACUUUAUGAAAUAUAGUUUUAUAGCCAACAGCAACGUGAUCUGUUGGUAGAGUGCUAAAGUCAUAGUUCCAAUGAUCAGGAUUUAAAUCCUGGUAACUUCAAAUAAUAAAAAAAAGAAAUAUACUUUUAUACUAUCAAUGUACUGGAUA